Molecule: messenger RNA, 1179 nt
Organism: Salvia hispanica
Lineage: Eukaryota; Viridiplantae; Streptophyta; Magnoliopsida; Lamiales; Lamiaceae
Source: RefSeq, a predicted model, not a curated record
AUGGCUUCUUCUUCUUCUUCCUCAACCAAUCCCAUGAUCAUAUGUUUCUUUCUAUUAUUUUUAUCAUCACUAACCAAACAUGCUUCUUCUUCACCUUGGUCUUUGUCUGCAUGCUACGAUCACAUAAUUGGCUUCGGCGAUUCACUAGCGGAUACCGGCAACCUAGGUACCCUGUAUCCCUCGGACCCGCCUAUGUUCAUGUACCGCCCGCCCUACGGAGAAACCUUCUUCCACCAUCCCACCGGAAGAUGCUCUAACGGCCGCCUUAUAAUCGAUUUCAUUGCUCAAUACCUGGGCCUUCAUCUGGUACCGCCGUUUUACGAUGGGAAAAAUUCGAGCGACGUAGGUAGUGUGAAUUUUGCAGUGGCCGGAGCAAGCGCGCUGCCGGAUUCUUACUUUUUGAGCAAAGGGAUCGCGAUUCGUCAGGCAAAUGUUUCUCUGUGGGAUCAGUUGGGCUGGUUUAAGAAUAAAUUCUUGCCCAAAUUUCAAUGUCUCGAAGAUCAACAAAGCUUUCUAAGAUCGGCGUUGGUGUUAGUCGGGGAGGUUGGAGGCAAUGAUUAUAAUCAUGCAUUACUUGAUGGUGCAAGCAAAGAUUUGGUUUUUACAUUUGUACCUGAUGUUGUCGGAGCCAUCAGUUCAACUGUCAGGGAAUUGAUUAACCAAGGUGCAAGGACAUUGUUUGUUCCUGGAAACCUACCGAUUGGGUGUUCAGCCACUUACCUCUCGCAAUUCAAAAGCUCUAACAAAAGCGAUUACAACCCAAAAACAGGUUGCCUCAAUUGGUUGAACGAAUUUGUCAGCAACCACAAUACACAGCUUCGAGCACAAUUGGAUCUCAUUCAAAAAGAGAAUCCUCACACCGACAUAAUCUACGCGGAUUACUACAAUGCUGCAAUGCGAUUCUAUCUCAACCCAAAAAAAUAUGGGUUUUCAAAAGGAGCGCUCACGGCUUGUUGCCCGAAAUGCGCGCCGUACAAACUGGAUAAUCCCGAUGCGGAAACGUGCCACGUCCCACCACAGUACGUGAGUUGGGAUGGUUUGCAUUUGACGGAAUCAGCUUAUAGUAUCAUAGCAAAGGGUUUGAUCAAAGAAUCGUAUACUAUUCCUCAAAUUGAGCAAGUCUGCGCAAACCAUAUGUUCAAUAGAACGUAUGCUAAUCCUCCAAGAAUCGUACUAUAA